CAAUAUCAGUGUAGGAUUUUUUUUUCCGGUUCCGCCACUCGCGAAUGUGUCGUGUCGUGCCGGUGCCGAAGGUGCCAAACGGCAGUUAUUUUUGUUCGUAAAGAAAAAACUAAAGGCAUACUUUGUGGAUUUCAAAUAGGAUUUCAACAAAUCAUUGAUUCACUACUGAAUGAAUAGGAAGUAAACAUCAAGAAUCAGCAAUGGCAGCUGGCUGGGAAGAAAUAAAUCAAGACUAUUUAGUAGGUGCUGCUACAAGCGUCCAUACAGAAGCCGCCCCGCACCUCCUGUUUGCCGCAGCUGAGAAGCCCUCGGCUGCCCAGCAAUCAUGCUACAGUAUGAUAGAUGCCAACCUCCCUUCUGUUGCUGCGCCAUCUGCAUCACCAAUUGUGACUGCUGUCGCUGAUAUUAUCAACGCCACUACAGACUUUACUGUGGCGAAUGCAUUGGAACAAGAUACUACUGGGCAACCUACUGCAUAUACUGCACCAGAGUUCACUACACGCAAUAUUAAUUCUCCUGUUCUUCCGGCUACAGCAGAACAUGCUGGUUCUGCUGUUACCCACAUUCCUGCUGGUAUUGGCGCUCCACCAAAUUCUCCAGGAAAUCGUAUUGGCCCUUCUACCCCUGAUGUUACUGCUGAUGUUUCCGACCAUCGUGCUGCUAGCGGUGCUACACUCGCUGAUGGAGCAGACUUUGAUUGUCUUCAUGAUGACGUUGUUGCUAGUAGCAGGGGCGCACAUUUUGUCUUAGAAGAUUUAACUGAAACAUUUUCUUUUUCUGAAAACGAUGGAGUUAUUAUGACCAACAUAACGGAGCUGACUGAACCCGUUAAUUUUAUUUCUGAGAGGAAAGAGGAAGCUCCUACUGCACGUCCUGCUCCAGAAGAUCUCGUAGCUACUGCAAGUUCGACCGCUGCUGAGGUUACCAAAGAACUAUCUGCUAUAGACUGUAAAGAUAUAGCGAGUGCGUCAAGACCUAUGAUGUAUGACGAUUUGGAUGAAAGCAUUGUUUAUCACGGGGGAGCUCGACGUCGAGAACCCAAAAAGUUGGCAACUCGCAACAAUGCACACUUUAGCAACGUGUACCAUCCAAACCGAAACAAACGUAAUGGUUUUACAACAAAAAAUAUCGCAGUUCCAUCCGACCAAAUGAAUCGAAUUAUUGGCAGAGGAGGAUCCAGAAUCCAUGAAAUAGAAUAUGAUUCUGAGAUUCAAGUGAAAGUCGGUAAUUCUGAAGGACCUUACACAGAUAUAACGCUAUCUGGGACAAAUGAUGCCAUUUCAAGUGCCGAAAAAGCCAUAAAAUCUAUGAUCAGUGAAAUUCGGAAUACAUCAAAUUCUGCCUAUACCGAAUUAUACAAAAAGGUCCCAGAUGAAGUUUGCGUAAUUGAAUGGAAUAAUCUGAAAUCAUACUACGAAAAGCUUCAAGAAGAGUUGUUUGGCGAAUAUCCACCUAUUGUAAAGGACUUCUAUCAAGAAGAUCCAGAAGUCGAACACGCGAAUCCAACUGACACAGCUCUGUGGCGUACAAACAACGGCGUGAAAGUUCAAAGAAUGUUCCGGGACAGACCAGAGUUACGGCCUAUACCUAAUCCGGCAUUGACCUUAGAACAUUUAUUCAAGCACUAUCCUGAGAUAUUGAGCCGCGUUCGCAAUCAAGGUUAUCGCAAACCUUCACAUAUUCAGAGUCAGGCUUGGCCCGUACUCAUGCGAGGUGAGGACAUGAUAGGCAUUACACCACCAAAUUCAGGGAAGAUAAUGACAUAUUUACUUCCGGCUUUGAUACACAUCGACGGUCAGAACUUUGUUAUUGAAAAUCGCCCACGACCUAUAGUCCUUAUCAUGAGUCCAACUCGCGAACUCGCUUUGGAAGUGGAGAAAGAGGUGCAGAAAUAUCAAAGCAAAAGUCUAAAGUAUGUCUGCCUUAUCAGUGGCGGAGAUAGACGAGAACAAGUAAAAAUCGUUUGCAAAGGCGUUGAUCUAAUUAUAGCCACACCCUGUAGGCUAAAUGAUAUUCUAUUAGCUGGCCAUUUGAAUAUGGGGACUUUCUCCUAUAUAGUCUUGGAUGAUGUCGAUGAAAUGUUACAAGUGGGAUUUGAACAUCAGUUACGAAAAGCUCUACACAACACACGACCGGACAAGCAGAUAGUGUUGAUGUCCUCGGUUUAUACUAAUGCUGUCCGCACCCUAGCACAAAGUUACCAAAAAGACCCCAUUAAGAUCCAAGUUUCUUUGAGCGUAGGUUCUAUAACUCAAAGGAUUAUGAUUCUGGAAGAGGCUGAAAAAGAAAAAGCUAUAUUGCAGUUUUUCCAAACCACGGGCCCUAAAGAUAAGGUGAUAAUCUUUUGUAAAAAUAAAGAAACUGCAGCUCUCCUCACUUUUCAACUGGGGCAAACAGGCAUUGGUUGCAUUUCCUUGGCGGAUCCACCAAAGGAUAUGGAUAACCCAGUGAAAGCUUUAAUUGGAGUUCACGGGGCAAGUUACGACAUGAGCAUUAUGUCUCAUAUUAUUAACUAUGAUUUCCCCGCAAACAUUGAAGAAUACGUGCACGGAACAAGCAAACUGCCUGUGGACGGAGGGGCUACGGCACUGACGUUCGUCACUAGGCAUGACUGGAGUCAGGCCCGCGCACUCAUUCGCGUGCUGGGAGAAACGCGCCAGGAUAUUCCUGAACAACUGGAACAGAUGGCUCGUAGAUUUGAGGCCAUGAAGGUGCGCGACGUGAUCCGCGGCCGCGGCUUCUUCCAGCGCUUCCAACGAGGCCGACAGUAAUUUACUAUUUGUAGUUAACAAAUUACUUAUUUACUUGAUAUUAUAUUAUAUAUACAGGGUGUUAAAAUAAAAUUUAUAUCUUUCUAGGAGCUCAAUUAUGUUUAUUUAGAAUUUAGAUCAACAAAACAGCAUUUAUAUUGAUUAAUUUAUUUACAAUUAUAAGUAUUUUGUUACGCUCCUCUCGCUCUAAUAUAGAUAAGUACUAUUUUUAUAAGCUUGAAGUAUUAGACUCGUCCAAAAAAUUGUUAACUGAAUUAAUAUUUUUUAAUUGUCGAUUGCGAUACAACUACUUAUAUAUUUCCUUGAAAGAUUAAAUUAUAUACCUGUAUAUAUUCAGGUAGAGUAGAAAUGUUUAUGUAGAUUCUACUUUGACCACAUGGUCACAACUUAUAAAACUUAAGUAUUAUGAAUGUCCAGAGAAACUAAGAUAAUCGAAUAAUAUAUUUGUAACAAAACUCAAUUAAUUGUAUCAGUGCGAGUGUCUGCUGAGCUAUUGCAACAGAACACUCCACGAAGGAAGGUUUUGAGAUUUGUAUUACAAUGUAUUUACAAUAAAUGGCCCUAUUUGGUCACUUGUAGGAUAAGGUGCAAAAUGCCAAAUGUUGUAGUAGAUCUUAUAUUAUUUAUUAUAUACUUCUAUACGUGUUAAACGCGUUAAUUUAUAUACCUAAUAUUUUGGAGUAUGUUUAUCACCUAUUCAAAUGUUGAUCUCUAAGAUCUCUA
Messenger RNA from Pectinophora gossypiella (pink bollworm), 3494 nucleotides. Its product is annotated as probable ATP-dependent RNA helicase DDX43. Bases 201 to 2771 code for a protein of 856 amino acids. Gene Ontology annotation, molecular function: RNA binding; RNA helicase activity; ATP binding. The transcript is spliced from 2 exons. The record is from RefSeq and is a predicted model, not a curated record. NCBI's taxonomy places the organism in Eukaryota, Metazoa, Arthropoda, Insecta, Lepidoptera, Gelechiidae.